GUUAAAUUCUCCCAUACUAGUGCAUAGACUGACAGGUCGCACUGAUGAAGCAAUACAUUACCACCGUAGUACCAAAACCCAUCCCCAAUAGAACAACCUUGCUAGGCCCCGAGCUUUCCCCUAUACAUUUCCGCGCCCCCGUAGUUGUAUUGCGUCGCCUGAGAAACUAACAACAUGAAGCGGCCGGGAAAAGCCGGAAAACCGCCGCGCGCCCAAUUAAGUUGGCCGGCGAGCUGGUCGCGGCAGCCCCUCGCGGGCUUGGAGAAUGAGGCCGGUGGGUGCGUGGCGGCGCCGCCAGUCUUCGAGGGGCCGCCCCCCGGUGCCUCGACACUUCCGACGCCGACCCCUUUCGAGGAUGCCGCCGGCGCAGAUUCCGAGCGUGGGCCCGCCGCGGCAGGUUCCGGGUUUUUUUGUUUGUUUUCUUGCCUUCGCCAUAAAUAGCGCCCGCCUGGGCCUUGCUUUUGUUUCCGCUCAUACCGAUGGAGCAAAUCAAAAAACUGAAAACAGACGCGCCGCCGGACUCAGACCCUUCCGGUGUUCUUCUGGAAAUUCCCUGCCGCGCCGCCUGGCUUCGGGAUUGUGGGGAGCAGGUUGCCGGCCGGCGUUUGCGGGAGGCUUGCGAAUGGUUCUCGGUCGAUCUGUUGGGUGUCUCUCGUUGUGAAUCGGCGGCCGUCGUCCUUGUCCAGGCGGCGAGCCCCUUCGCGGUGCGAGGCCUAAGGGCGCGGCUCGAGCGGUGGGAGGAGGAGGAGGAGAAUAUUGCCAAUUUCUUGACUCGGGGCCCUUAGUGCCGUCGUGAUUUAGCUCAAUCAGCCCCGGACCCACUUUGAACACACCUGCGACACUGAGCGACUAAGUAGGAAACCGACUUACGGGAACCCUCUCAAACGCUCCAAAAAAUCCCUCCGCAAAGAGCGCGACAAAGAAAGAAACGACGAGCCAUAGCAU
Molecule: messenger RNA, 945 nt
Organism: Amoebophrya sp. A120
Lineage: Eukaryota; Dinophyceae; Syndiniales; Amoebophryaceae
Source: the annotation of a GenBank genome assembly